GUGAGAGUAUAGCAAAAAUAGUAGGCUUGAAAAUCGACAAUACAUCUGAUAUAGAAAUAUACGGUCCCAUUAGUGAGCUCAAUAUAUUGGAAAUAAUUUGUGCAAUGAAAAUUUUGGUCCUGUUUAAAGAUUGGAAAUGGAAGCAAGAAAGUGCAAUGAAAGUGGACUUCCCAAAUAAAACUCUUACAUUGCUCGAUGGAACUGAUAUACAAUUAGUUAUCGAACCAAAAAUUCCAUCAACACAACUCAAUCAGUCUGUAGAUGAUUACUUCAAGAUGAUAAAGGUAUAUGCUAUAGCAUUGGAUAUCAACUUAGAUAAUCAAGACCUUAAGGGAACUUUCUUUAAUGGCCUAUCACAAGAUAAUAAAAAAGAAGUAAUUCGAUUCGGGUUUAAAAAUUCUCUGAAUGAAAUAGUUGACCACUUAAAUAAGAUCUCAACCGGACCUACUGAUAUUCAGAAAUUCCGAUUUGGGGGUUUGGAGCAAGGAAAUGAUUCAGUAAUGGAGUAUUUUGCAAAAGUAAAAAAAUGUAAUGACUCACUUGGAUAUGAUGAAGAACAUCUUAAACAUCAAUUCCUUCGUGGAUUAAAUUCUGAUAACCAUAUGGAAGCCAGAAGAUGUGGAUUGGACCUUCCAUUAGAUGAGUUAGUAGAAAGGCUGAGCACUUUGGAGAAUAUUGAGAAAAUUCAAAGUGGUAUAUCGGCUAGUCGUGGAAAAAUCAAAGAUGCUGAUAUGUUAAUACAAGCACAUCUCAAAAUAGAGUAUCUCGAUUUCGCCGGGGUUAUGGCUUUUCGAAACGAUUUUCUUAUUGUAGCUAUUAUCAGGUCUUCUCCAAAUUUAAAACAUUUCAAUAUUUCCCAUAAUGAUGUCGGCGAUGAGGUUGUUGAGGCACUAGCUCAUACAUGCCACGAAAUAGAAUAUCUUGAUCUUGGAGGGUGUGAUUUCAUUACCGAACCAUCGAUAUGCAAUGUUAUUCUAAAACGACUCAAUCCAAGUAUACAUAUUGAAAAUUACGAUUCAUCAUAUGAACAGUCUGAUUCUGGAUCGUCUGAUACUUCUGAUUCUGACCCCAAUGACAACAUACAGACGUCGGAGGAAGAUAUUUUGGUGAUGGUUCAUCCCCGUCGCUAUUAUUAUCCCAGUCUAAGUCGUAAUCGGCGAAAAGAGAACCGAAUUUCCAUUUUUGCUUGA
This is a messenger RNA of Acaulospora morrowiae, 1190 nucleotides long. The record is from the annotation of a GenBank genome assembly. NCBI's taxonomy places the organism in Eukaryota, Fungi, Glomeromycota, Glomeromycetes, Diversisporales, Acaulosporaceae.